AUGGAGUGGCUAAAGGCUUCAGCAUGUAAAACCCAAAAGCUUCCUCCAGGCCCACCAAGGUGGCCUAUUUUGGGUAAUCUUCUCCAAUUGGGGCCUUUACCUCACCGGGACUUGGCAGCUCUCUGUAACAAGUACGGUCCAUUAGUCUACCUUAGGCUUGGAAACAUCGAUGCCAUUACAACAAACGAUCCUGAUACCAUCCGGGAGAUUCUCUUUCGGCAAGAUGAUGUUUUUGCAUCAAGGCCUAAAACACUCGCCGCAGUCCACUUGGCGUACGGGUGCGGGGAUGUGGCAUUAGCACCAAUGGGCCCGCAUUGGAAAAGGAUGAGGAGGAUAUGCAUGGAACACCUACUUACAACCAAAAGGCUUGAAUCUUUUACGGUCCAACGGGCCGAAGAAGCCCGAUAUCUAAUACAGGAUGUCUUUGAACAGGCGAAAUACGGCAAGCCCAUAAACCUUAGGGAAGUAUUGGGUGCUUUCUCUAUGAACAAUGUGACCCGGAUGCUACUAGGGAAACAAUUCUUUGGGCCUGGAUCUGUAGUAAGCCCAAAGGAAGCUCAAGAGUUUAUGCAUAUAACUCAUAAGUUGUUUUGGCUGUUGGGUGUAAUUUACUUGGGAGACUACCUGCCGUUUUGGCGAUGGGUGGAUCCGUACGGAUGCGAGAAAGAAAUGAGGGACGUGGAGAAGCGUGUGGACAAGUUUCACACGAAGAUCAUCGACGAGCACAGAAGGGCAAAACGGGAAGACGAAGAUGACAACGGAGACAUGGAUUUUGUUGACGUUUUGUUGUCUCUCCCUGGUGAGAACGGUAAAGAACACAUGGAUGACGUUGAAAUUAAAGCUUUAAUUCAGGACAUGAUAGCGGCUGCGACCGACACGUCCGCGGUCACGAACGAAUGGGCAAUGGCGGAGGUAAUAAAGCAACCGCGAGUGAUGCGUAAAAUCCAAGAGGAGCUUGAUAAUGUCGUAGGAUCAAAUCGGAUGGUCGAUGAGUCGGAUCUAGUCCAUUUAAACUAUCUACGUUGUGUGGUACGAGAGACUUUCCGAAUGCAUCCGGCCGGACCCUUCUUGAUCCCUCACGAAUCCGUCCGCCCAACGACGAUCAACGGCUAUUACAUCCCGGCAAAGACACGUGUCUUCAUCAAUACACAUGGGUUGGGGCGAAACACUAAGAUAUGGGACGACGUGGAAGACUUCAGGCCCGAACGGCAUUGGCCCGUUGACGGUAGCGGACGGGUCGAGAUAAGCCACGGGCCGGAUUUUAAGAUAUUGCCGUUUAGCGCCGGUAAGAGGAAGUGUCCCGGAGCUCCGUUAGGUGUGACGAUGGUGCUAAUGGCUUUGUCUCGGCUCUUCCAUUGCUUUGACUGGUCUUCGCCGGAAGAUAUUGAUACGGUGGAAGUUUACGGCAUGACUAUGCCUAAGGCUAAACCAUUGUGGGCUAUCGCUAGACCAAGAUUGGAAGCUCAUUUAACCCUACUUUUACUCUUGGCUCUUCCCUUUCCGGUGAAAUGCAAAAUGUUUCCGACGCUUCGUCACGCCAUGUUUCUCCGUCGAUUUCCGACUGUGAUUUCUCACAGCAGAAGGGCUUUCAGCAGUAAAAUUACCGAUGAAAUCGAUCCCCAAGCUUUGAACGAGCUGAAUCAGGAAAUGCAAUCAAUAUUUGGAGCAGAACCCUCUACCGAUGGGUUUUCCGGUUUAUCUGAAGUAAAAUCCAAGCUUGGAUCUCCAAAAUCUACAAACCCGGAGGAUUCUACGCAAUAUGUAAAACCGGCAAAAGUGUCUAAGCUAACUCAUGUCGGGAGCUCAGGUGAAGCUCAAAUGGUGGAUGUUUCUUCCAAGGACAACACUAAGAGAACCGCAUUGGCUUGCUGUAAAGUUGUUCUGGGGAGAAGAGUUUUCGAUUUGGUGUUCGCGAACCAGAUGGAGAAAGGAGACGUUCUUGGAGUGGCGAAAAUCGCUGGCAUCAACGCAGCAAAGCAAACCAGCAGUUUAAUACCACUGUGUCAUAACAUUGCUCUUACGAAUGUUCGUGUAGACUUGAGAUUAAACCCUGGGGAUUUCAGCGUUGACAUUGAAGGAGAAGCUUCUUGCACUGGGAAAACCGGAGUUGAGAUGGAAGCUAUGACUGCUGUCUCAGUUGCCGGCUUAACUGUUUAUGAUAUGUGCAAGGCUGCGUCGAAAGAUAUCAGAAUUACAGAUGUGAGACUCGAGCGUAAAACUGGUGGAAAGAGCGGGUGUUGGUCUAGAAGCGAGUGAGCACGAGCAACAUUUGCCUCCGUAGCUAUGGAGAUUGGAACAUACGCGUAGAGCCAUGGCUUGACCGGGCCAGUAAAGCCGGUCUCAAAAAGAGAAGGUUGAUGAACUAACCGGUAAACUGCGGCUUGGGGAUUUCUUGUGUGAUAACUCUUUGAAAAGUUUGAUACUUGGUAAGCACUUUGAUGUGGGAUUUAAAUUUCACCUAAACCGUAUGAGAAACAAUUUAUGAGAGUGAGUGUUUGAUAGAAAAUCAAUGCUUUUAAGUUUCAACUGUGAAAAGUCAUUACUCACACUGUUCACACUUAUUCACUAUAGUCUUCACAUUCUGUAUAGAGUGAGAGAUUGGUCACAGCAUUUAAUUGGUGGUCACACAUCCCAAUAUCACUCUGUUUAUUUAAUUAUCUUUUUUUUUGUUGUUGUUGUAUUCAUUUAAAGAAGAAGGUCAUUAUGAUAUGUAAACAUAUCGAAGCAUUGAAAAUGAAAGUUUUAAAUCUUGGAUCUCA
Molecule: messenger RNA, 2759 nt
Organism: Thlaspi arvense
Lineage: Eukaryota; Viridiplantae; Streptophyta; Magnoliopsida; Brassicales; Brassicaceae
Source: the annotation of a GenBank genome assembly